AUGCGAAUCGAAGCUGUUUUCCAGAUGUGGGCUGCCCUGGUGGUAGCUACAUCUGCGUCACCCGUUACAUCUUCUGGCCAUGUUCUCCAUGAACGUCGUGAUAAGCCUCCUGAGAGAUGGGCUCGACACUCGCGACUGCAUCCCACCACUGUCAUUCCCGUUCGAAUUGGUCUAGCACAGCAAAAUCUGCAUCGCGCAGAAGAGUUCAUUAAUCGGGUCUCCCAUCCAGAUUCUCCAGAAUAUGGAAGACAUUGGUCUCCGCAGGAGGUCGUCGAUAUGUUUUCGCCGAGCCCAGAAGCUAUCGAUGCUGUGCAACAGUGGCUGUCAGCUUCAGGAAUUGAUCUCAGGAGGGUUCGGAUGUCACAAUCUCGGAAUUGGAUGACAUUCAAUGCCACGACGAUGGAGGCAGAACAACUUUUGAAGACCGAAUAUCACCUCUACAAACAUGAGGCCGGGCAUGAGCACGUCGCUUGCAAGCAGUACAGCAUUCCAGCACAUCUUACCAACCAUGUCGAUAUAGUCACCCCAACGGUACAUUUCGACAAACAACUGGGCAAUCCGCGACGAACCAUACGACACGAAGCCCUACUUCCCCCUCCGAUUCGACAAUUCAACAAGCGCCAGGCAGUUCCUCCUCAUGGAAUCUUGGGACGUCCCGGUGAUGCGACGAAUCCGAAGCAAGGAGCCGUUGUGUCGAAUGCGCUAAUGACAUUGGAGAAUUGUGACUCCAUGAUCACUCCGGCAUGUCUUCAGGCUCUCUACAACAUGCCACCUGGAAGUACGUCAAUGCGGAAUAACACGCUCGGGGUCACCGAGUUCACACCGCAGGCUUUCCUCCAAUCGGACUUGAACAUGUUCUUCAAGCAAUUUUCUCCGCCACUAGACGGCACAUCGCCGAAUGUCAACUUGAUCGACGGGGCUAUUGUGCAGCAGACAAACAAGAGCUUUCAAUUCAAUGGAGAAUCUGCACUCGAUCUGGAGUUUGCCAUGGCGCUGGUUUACCCCCAACAAGUUACGCUGUAUCAAGUUGGAGACACUGUUUCAGGAGGAAGCUCUAACAACUUUCUCGAUGCCAUUGAUGCAAGCUACUGUUCUUUCGAAGGUGGUGGCUCCAAGGACCCAAAUGUUGAUGGACAGUACCCUUCAACUCUGCCUGGUGGAUUCCAAGGCCAGGAGAAUUGUGGGGGAUUUCAAUCAACCAAUGUCAUCUCCACCAGCUACGGGUCGAACGAAGCAGAUUUAUCCGCCAAGUAUGAGAAUAGACAAUGCCUAGAGUACAUGAAACUCGGUCUCCAGGGAGUCUCCAUCUUGUACUCAUCUGGCGACUUCGGCGUAGCAGGAAAUGGAGGGCAAUGUAUCGACUCAGUCACAGGAGCAUACAAACAACGGCAGCAAAGGCAUCUUCAAUCCCUCUUUCCCCGGAGGCUGCCCCUACGUGACCUCCGUCGGCGCCACCCAAGUCCUCAACGGCUCCACCGUACGCACCCCCGAGAGCGCCUCCCAACGAGUCAUCUUCUCCGGCGGCGGCUUCUCCAACGUCUUCCCCCUCCCCUCCUACCAACAAAAAGCCAUGGCCACCUACUUCCAGCAGCACGCCCCUCCCUAUGGCGCAGACCGCUUCAAUAA
Molecule: messenger RNA, 1626 nt
Organism: Cadophora gregata
Lineage: Eukaryota; Fungi; Ascomycota; Leotiomycetes; Helotiales; Ploettnerulaceae
Exons: 1
Coding region: 1-1626 (541 amino acids)
Biological process (GO): proteolysis
Molecular function (GO): tripeptidyl-peptidase activity; serine-type endopeptidase activity
Source: RefSeq, a predicted model, not a curated record